Messenger RNA from Didymodactylos carnosus, 3337 nucleotides. The record is from the annotation of a GenBank genome assembly. Lineage: Eukaryota; Metazoa; Rotifera; Eurotatoria; Philodinida; Philodinidae.
AUAGCGAAAACAUGCAGCUUUUUGGUGCUUGUCAGUUGGGGAUACCUUCGCUGUACUAAAAUUAUUUUUCAGCAGAUAAAUGCAAGAUAAGACAUAAAUACAUAGGAUGAUAGAGAAUUUCAAAUGCUAUCAGAAUAUAUAAUUACUUUUAUAAAAAGCAAUUUCUAUAGCGAUGAUAAAUUUAAAAAGUCAAUUGAAGAAAUAGUAACAAAAUUCGAAACGGUGGGAAUCCAACGAUGAGGGGGUCGUCAUUGCACUCAAUUUAUUUUUUAGCAAAUAAAUGCAAGACAAGACAUGAUUAUACAGGGAGAUAGAGAACUCCAAGCGCUUUCAGAAUAUAUAAUUAUUUAUUUUAAAAUGUAUUUUUAUAGUGAUGAUAUAUUAAAAAAAUCGACUGCAACUAUUUUUUUCCAGUAGGAUAGAACAAAAUUUGGAAUAGUAUACUGAAACUCAUAGAUGUUCAAUGUGCAGACGAUGAAUAUACUCUUUCAUUCUUCUCAUUGAAAUUCUACCUUUCUGUUCAUAGGUGAUAAUGUCAAUGACGACGAUGAUGAUCAAGACGCAAUAUUAGCACCAAUGAGCAAUUCGGUCUAUGAUUAUCCUGUAUUGACUGGCUCACUGUCAGAUGUGCAACUUUCAUCAAGUACUUCUUCAGAUCCUGUCUUAGAAUAUUAUGUGUUAGAUAUAGCUAAUAAUAUUUCGUCAUCUAUCGCUGACAAUAAAUGUAUGUUAGUGUCACGAAUGAGUGAAGGUGAAAAACAACUACAAAAGAUAACUGUUAGAAAACUAGAAAUGCUUUUCUCCACACAAUCUUCAAAUUGUACUGAAGAAAGACAUGUUUUAUGUGAAACAUCACCAAUGGUUGAACGUGGUAUUUAUGACUGUUAUCAAAAACCAUUCGUCAUGGAUUUACCAGCAUUAGUUACGAGUCAGAUGACACAUGAACGAUGUCUCACAACAUGCAAAGAAUUACAGACAAGUUUAGCUAUUAUUAGUAUGAAUAUGUGUUAUUGUCAAGCAAAUGAUUGGGCAGAAACACAAAAUAUAACCAGAGAUUUUCAGAUAUAUAAGGAAAAAUCAUGUGGGAACCCGUGUUCAGGAAAUUCACAUGAGAAAUGUGGUAGCGAUGAUAUUAUUGUCUUGUUUCAAAUUAUUGGUAGUCGCACAUAUUCAACCUAUCAAACACCAGCUGAACAAUAUCCUGAUUUCAUUUUUGAUAGUUGCAUAUCACUCAAUCAACGUUUGAUAUCCUCAAUAACUAUGCAAUUUCGUCUUCAACAACGUGUCUCUCCUCGACAUUGUUUAUCUUUGUGUGUGGAUGCAAAACAAAAAUAUUCUCUUAUACAGAAUCGAACAUGUCUAUGUACAGAUAAUAAUCUAAAACAGGAAUUAGAAGAUGCUGAAACAGUUACAGGACAGAGUUGUUCUAUACCAUGUGAUGGAAAUUACCUUUACUCCUGUGGUGGCGAGAAAAAUAUUUAUUCAAUGUAUAUGAUGCAACCAAACUGUAAUCACGGUUAUGAAAUAGCUGAGAACAAUGCUGAAUGUGUUUACAGUCAUUUUUCAACUAAAACACCAUCAUUUGACGAUGCACUUAAUUAUUGUUUAGCUAAUGGUGGCAAAUUAGCAGCAGUAAAUGAUAUUAUUGAAAUUCAAGAUAUAUUACCCGAUAGUAUGUUACAUACACGUUUAAUGAACUAUGUUCUCCUUUUCAAGCAAUUUAAACAUAUCAAUGACACACGUUAUUUCUGGUUAGAUCGUACACAAAAUCAGCCGAAAAAUAAUUCUAUUUCAGAUCGUAUUCUCAAACGAUGUAAUGGAACAAAUUCAACUGUGAUCAAUCUCGAUCAACAUUGUAUUGUUGUUAAAUUUGUGACUGACAAUGAUGGUGAAUUAGUAAGAUGUAUUGCAGAGUCAUCAGAAUGUGAACAAAUGUCAGCCAUGCCUAUUUGUAUUCAAACAGAAGAAGAAGAAACUACGGUAAUUAACAACGAUGAUGCAGAUACUAGUAAGGAUGAUGCUGCUCUAGCGGGUGAGCUACGUUGUGACAAUGAUCAAUAUCAUUAUGUUGGUGAUUAUUGUUAUUUAAUUGACUUGCAUGAAGUUUCGUGGGCAGAUGCUGUCAAACAUUGUGAAAACCAACAAGCACAGUUAUUCGUUCCGGAUAAAUCAGUACAAAUGCAAUUGAUUAAGUUUUUGUUAACAAUGAAAAAUACUUAUUCAUCAAAUGGUUUUGCUCAUGUAGGCGUCUUUUAUGAUCCACAAGAACAAACGGUUAAUCAAUUUUCAUCCAAGUAUGGAGGCCCAUUUGUUAUACCCGAUUCGAACUCCAUCUAUGAUAUGUGUGAUGAAACUUUCCGUGAAAAAUAUGGAAGGGUAAAUCAAACGACGUCGACACCGUUAUCGAAUUUAGCGAAUGUAGCUGGAUGUGGUUAUUUGGAAUAUGAUGUAUCUGGAACGUCAGUAAUUAAAUGUGAUGAUCUCAAGUGCGAGAGAGAAGCAGCCGUUAUUUGUCAAAAAUUACCUACAAUGAUUGCAUUUAAUAUCACAAGUGAAAGGUAGGAAAAACAGUAGAGUGCAUGAAAAUAAGGAAGUAUUAUAUCCCUAAGACUGUGUAUCAUACAAGAAUAAUUUAGAUCUAAUAAGCAUCUAGCCUUUGCACUAAAGUGGCUAUUUUUAACACCGAGUCUCGAUAAUUCUCCCUCUCCAUUUUUGAUCGAGAAUUAUUCAUCCUAAUUGAAGAGUUUAUUCAGAAUGCUUGCGAUUAUAAAACGGUCUUUGUUGCUCUUUCACGUUGUCGGGUUGGUUUUUAAUAAAAACUUUCUGGAAAAAAAAUAGUCGACCCACUUCCAAAGAAAAUAGCUCAUGAUUCAUCUCUCCACAGCACGUACUCACAUUUAAGACAUCGAAAUGCGUUGAAACUCUUUGCUAUAUAUCGAGUCAUCCUGGUACAUAGUCAAGACAUCUCUAAUAGAAGAAAUAGAGGAAAAGCAUCCUAUCAGCUUUAUUUCUUCUGGCGUUAUACUGCCAUAGUCUCGAACAGACGAUAAUGGCAACUUUGAGCGAGUAGAAUAAACCAGAUUUGUUAGUUACAAACCUAUCAGGCAACGCUCGUUUGUUUGGAUUGAUCCCUGAUUUCAGAGUACCCCAUCUCUCUUCGUUGAAAAUUUCGGAUAUUGAGUUGAGCAUGGCCUUAUGUAGAAGAGAGUGUCACAGUGGGCAAUUUUGGCUAGGCAGGCGGACAUUUGGGUUUAAAUGCAUCCAAUCAACUUAAAACUCAGUAAAAAUAGGUUUUUGAGUGUGCUCUUUCGCAUGGAAUACUUUUCAGAGCAAUAGG